GCGGCGCUGUGUCCCUCCGGUCAACGUUAGCACGUAGCACGGCGGAGCUGAGGGUGUGGACGUCCUGCAGCUCUCCGUCCACCGGAGAAAACACACUUCUGCUCUGUCUCAACUCCUCCACACCGCAGCAGGCGAAUAUAUCAGGUUUGUGUGAGUGCCACUGAGCCUCUGUGAUUGUGUCCCUCGGUGUCCCAGAAGAGGGACUGAUGCUGGGCAGGACUCGCCUCAACCCCUCGGGUCGCCUCUCUCAUCUGUCCCAGUUUAGUUCUGCACCUUAAGAGAAGACCGCAUCAGGAAAAAUGGACGAUAUCUUCACACAGUGCCGAGAAGGCAACGCAGUGGCAGUUCGCCUAUGGUUGGACAACACAGAGAAUGACCUCAAUCAAGGAGAUGACCACGGCUUCAGCCCUCUUCACUGGGCCUGCAGAGAGGGUCGCUCCAGUGUGGUGGACAUGCUCAUCAUGAGAGGAGCUCGCAUUAACGUCAUGAACCGGGGAGACGACACGCCUCUGCACCUGGCUGCCAGUCACGGACAUCGUGACAUUGUGGGAAAGCUGAUCCAGUGCAAAGCAGACACCAAUGCAGCCAAUGAACAUGGGAACACACCACUGCAUUAUGCCUGCUUCUGGGGCCAGGACCAAGUGGCUGAGGACCUUGUGACUAAUGGGGCUCAGGUGAGCAUCUGUAACAAAUACGGGGAGACUCCUCUGGACAAAGCCAAACCUCACCUGCGUGAACUCCUCAGAGAAAAGGCUGAAAAACUGGGACAGAACUUAACUAAAAUCCCCUUCAAGGACACGUUCUGGAAAGGCACCACCAGAACUCGACCCCGCAAUGGCACUUUGAACAAACACGCAGGCAUUGACUACAAACAGCUUUCUCUACUUGCUAAAAUCAAUGAGAACCAGUCUGGAGAGUUGUGGCAAGGGCGCUGGCAAGGAAAUGAAAUUGUUGUUAAGGUGCUGAAAGUUCGCGACUGGACCACUAGGAAAAGCAGAGACUUCAAUGAGGAAUAUCCCAAACUAAGGAUAUUUUCCCACCCGAAUGUCCUACCCAUGUUGGGAGCAUGUCAGUCUCCUCCCGCCCCUCACCCCAUCAUCAUCACACACUGGAUGCCUUAUGGCUCCCUCUACAACGUGCUGCAUGAAGGCACCAACUUUGUGGUGGACCAGACUCAAGCGGUCAAGUUUGCUCUGGACAUUGCUUGUGGAAUGGCUUUCUUGCAUACACUUGAACCCAUGAUCCCUCGCCAUUAUCUCAACAGCAAGAGUGUGAUGAUAGAUGAAGACAUGACAGCGAGGAUCAGUAUGGCAGACGUCAAGUUCUCCUUCCAGUGUCCUGGCAGGAUGUACUCGCCUGCAUGGGUAGCCCCUGAGGCCCUGCAGAAGAAGCCAGAGGAGAUCAACCGUCGGUCAGCAGACAUGUGGAGCUUCGCCAUCCUGCUGUGGGAGCUGGUGACCAGAGAAGUGCCGUUUGCCGACCUCUCCAACAUGGAAAUAGGCAUGAAGGUUUCCUUGGAGGGUUUGAGGCCCACCAUCCCUCCUGGCAUCUCUCCCCACAUUUGCAAGCUCAUGAAGAUAUGCAUGAACGAAGACCCAGCAAAGAGGCCUAAAUUUGACAUGAUUGUGCCAAUUUUGGAGAAAAUGCAGGACAAGUGAAAAAAAAAACCUCCAGCCCUCGUUUAUUGAACCGACAAAUACCCAGAUUUUUAUUUUUUAUUUUUUUUACCCCAGAUAUGACUCUGAUAUGGUGGUGUGGUGCUUACCAGUAUUGCCUUAAACUCUUACUCUACUGCUGCAUUUGACGCCACUGUAGCUUCUGCUUCUGAGAUGAGUCCAGCAGCAGUCACUCAUUUUAUAUUGUUUUUUUCUUCUUUUUUUCAAUGUGAUAUCAAGUUUUUAUUAGUGUCUUUGUCACUGAUCUGCUGAUACUGUCUCGGAGCUUAUAGUAUUGACUGUUCAUCUUCUAAACCGUAAUCACGUGGACUGAGUACAAUCUUCUUCAAAUGACCGAAUAGCCUGUGGAGGUCAGCAUGACAGCGCUGGAUUGCUCCAGUUAAUUUAAGGCCGUACUUUAUCCAGAGAGGGCUCACCGUUAAAAAGUCACCUUCUGAGGUUACUGUUCCUUUUAUAUUGGUGGCUUGUUAUAAUAACAUAUUAACCCAAAGCUUGUCUUGUGGAGGGAAAAAAGGUUUGUUGUUGUAGGAGCAACAUAUGCCUGGGAAAGCAUGACGAAUGUCUGAAAUGGAGCAUUCAAACAUGUAAGAUAAUUAAUAAAACUUGAUCUGAGUGAGUGGUGCCCUUGAGUGUCCAUGCAGUAGCAGUGCUGUACCCUUCAGCUUGGCUGUGUAGUGGCGAUGAGCUUAUCUUGUAGCCUAGCCGCGCUAGACAACCCACGGCAACAAAUUUAAUUCUCUGCCAGGGUGGGUCUACUUACCCUCCAUAAGGCUCGAGGUUGGAUGCUCCUAAAACUGGCCGGACGAAUCACCAUGAAGUGUAGAGUCAGAAGGCGGGCGUAACUAAGUGACGACAGAGGCACGACGAUUCUGACAGAAGCAACCAGAAACAACUAGCCUAGCCGCGCUAGACAACCCAUGGCAACGAAUUUAAUUCUCUGCCAGGGUCGACAACAAAAACGACAACAAUCGUUGAGCUCCAUUAGCACCGACUCUGAAUAAUCUUUCUGUUAACAUGUCUAUAAUAUACUUGAGCUUCUCCCAUUGACUGUAUUAUAAGGCUUCACCGAACUACCGCAUCCUCUGAUUUCCGGCGCUCUAGGAGCCUAUUCGUUGCACUGAUUGGUUGUAUACCUACCCAAUUGCUGCAGAGUGAUUUGAAAGACAACCUUUUAGCCCGCCUCCCUCCCUGUCAAGCGUGCCUAGACCCUUGUGUCUUCAGAGCAUGGGUCUAGCGCGGCUAGGCUACUUAUCUUGAGCAUUGGUCCCUGAAUGUAUCGUGUACAACCUGCUGACGACAAUUUAAAACAGGCCUUAUAAACCUUCUUUCUGUGCCACAAUACUGUCAGUGUUGAUAUUGAAAGAUUAUAUUCAUAAUGCAGCGCAAGAUUGUCGAUUCUGUCUUGUUUAUUGUAUUUAUGUAAUCAGAUUACUUUUAUUUCUUCAUUUAAUCUAGUCUAUUUUCAGUACUUUCCCCUCAGUUGUUUUACUACAUAAUUUGAAUUGUGUUAGCUCUGCAAUAGGCAGCCUCUGUCAACAUGUCUCAAAGUCUUCACAUGAUCUCAAAUGUUAUUUUCAUGUUGAAUACUGGAAAACGCUGUAGUCCAACAUGUAGUUACUUGCUUUCCUUGUAUUGUGAGGAAUGAAUACCACAACCCACACUGUAAUUUAUUCAUGGAUAUCACAGGUACAGUUAAAAUUAGCUGUUGUUUUGGGUGGCUGCUCUUAAUGUUAUCAUUCUAUCAGAGGCUGUGACUGGGACAUUAAGGGGUGGAAUCAACAUUGUGCAAACUGUUGCCCAGUUUUCUCGUUUCUGUUAUUUGGUCUUGACUUUAUAUCAAUCUGAUGGGUCGUUUCUCCCGCCUGCAUCAUUUCUGUGCCUCCACCAGCUUGCUUGUUUGUGCCGAAUCACAGGCUGAAGCCAAAAUCGAGAAUGACAAAUGUAUGUAUUUAUAUAUAAGUAUAUUAAAAAUGAAACAUGGA
Acanthochromis polyacanthus (spiny chromis) is the source of this 3658-nucleotide messenger RNA. RefSeq names its product integrin-linked protein kinase. Gene Ontology annotation, biological process: integrin-mediated signaling pathway; protein phosphorylation; substrate adhesion-dependent cell spreading. The record is from RefSeq and is a predicted model, not a curated record. The transcript is spliced from 13 exons. Gene Ontology annotation, molecular function: protein binding; ATP binding; protein kinase activity. Gene Ontology annotation, cellular component: focal adhesion; stress fiber. Lineage: Eukaryota; Metazoa; Chordata; Actinopteri; Pomacentridae. The coding region runs from base 300 to 1658 and encodes 452 amino acids.